Messenger RNA from Carlito syrichta (Philippine tarsier), 866 nucleotides. It is a transcript of the gene HORMAD2, whose product is annotated as HORMA domain containing 2. The annotation marks the transcript as partial. The transcript is spliced from 10 exons. NCBI's taxonomy places the organism in Eukaryota, Metazoa, Chordata, Mammalia, Primates, Tarsiidae. The record is from RefSeq and is a predicted model, not a curated record.
GCGUCGACGAGCUGAGGUUAGAAUUGUUGAAAGAAUCCUGAUACAUUCCUAUAAUGGCUGUUGCUCAACUUUCUCACUCCACCAAAAUACAAAGGGAAUCUAAGAAAACAGUUUUUCUAUCCCAAAUCACUAAUGAGCACGAGUCAUUGAUAAUGGUGAAGAAACUUUUUGCUACUUCUAUUUCCUGUAUAACAUAUUUAAGGGGCCUAUUUCCAGAGAGCUCUUAUGGAGAACGCCAUUUGGAUGAACUCAGUUUAAAAAUUCUCCGAGAAGACAAAAAAUGUCCUGGGUCAAUGCAUAUUAUCAAAUGGAUUCAAGGUUGUUUUGAUGCUUUGGAAAAGAGAUACCUACACAUGGCAGUACUUAUGCUUUACACAAAUCCCCAGGAAUCUGAGAAAGUGACUGAGCUAUACCAGUUCAAAUUCAAAUACACAAAAGAAGGAGCCACUAUGGAUUUUAGCAGCAGCAGUACAAGCUUUGAAAGUGGGACAAACAGUGAAGAUAUUAAGAAAGUCAGUGUUCUACUGAUCCGUAAAUUGUAUAUACUGAUGCAGAACCUUGGGCCCCUUCCUAAUGAUGUUGUACUUACUAUGAAACUCCACUACUAUAAUGCAGUGACGCCAUAUGAUUACCAACCACCUGGUUUUAAAGAAGGGGUGAAUUCACACUUCCUGCUGUUUGAUGGGGAGCCUGUCAGCCUGCAAGUGGGAUUGGUUUCCACUGGCUUUCACAGCAUGAAAGUAAAAGUUACAACUGAGGCUUCCAGAGUUUCUGAUUUGGAGAAUAAUCUCUUUCAGGAAAAUAGCACUAUGGAGAUCGCCCAUCAAGGUCUAGACUGUGAUGAAGAAGAAGAAUGCAACAAUCAU